CCCACUUCACCUGUGAAAACAUAAUGGCUGUGAAUGUUAGGAUGUACAUCCCAGAGAGACGUCACAGCAGGUCGUCCUGUAAUCACUACAAAUUGAUCUACACGGACUGGGCAAAUCACUACUUGGCGAAAUCCGGACAGAAGCGUCUGAUCAAAGACCUGCAGCAGGACGUGAGUGAUGGCGUGCUGCUGGCUGAGAUCAUCCAGGUUAUCGCAAAUGAGAAGAUUGAAGAUAUUAAUAGAUGCCCUAAGAGUCGUUCUCAGAUGAUUGAGAACAUUGAUGUCUGUCUGAGCUUCUUAGCAGCCAAAGGUGUGAACAUACAGGGACUAUCAGCUGAAGAGAUCCGGAAUGGAAAUCUGAAAGCUAUCUUGGGGAUUUUCUUUAGCCUGUCACGGUACAAGCAGCAGCAGCAGGCAAAUCGACAGACACACACGCAACACGCACACGCGCCCUUAAGCCAGCAGAGCAGCGCCCCAGCCCAGCUGAUCUCCUCCUCGCAUGGGACACACACCUCAGCCUCACACACACACAAAGCCCAGGCGGAAAUGCAGUCCAGGGAUGCCUCUCAGAGUAAACUCAAGUUUUCCAUUGGUCAGAAAAAGUCUUCUAGAUUACCUGGCCCAACCUCAAGGGUGUCCACAGCGGGCAGUGAGAAUUCUCCUCGAGGGUCCAUCAGUUCAGCAGGGAACCGCCGGAGUCAGGUGUUCAGUGAUAAAGCCAAACCUGCAGCAGCUCAGGCCAAAGAAUCAUCAGAGAGUGUCACUUCACAUACUCAAGGUGUGACUGAGCACACUCUCUCACCCCCAGUGACCACCUGCAUCUCUGUUAGCACCAGCACUGUGGCAUUAUCAUCUUCAUCGUCAGCCAUCCCCCAGCCCAACUCGAAUAGCAAACCUUGGAGAAGCAAAUCUCAGAGCACCAAGCACACCGCUACCUCCACGGUGCUUUCCAUCAAACAAGAUGUUCAAGCCAAGCAGACUGUGCCCACGGAACCGCCCCCUAAAGCUCUGCCUCCGAGGUCCAUGUUGGAGAAACUCAAAAUUUUCAACAGCAAAGGAGGCUCCAAGUCAUCAACGCAAACAGAGGGCGCUGUUACACCAACGACAGGAGGGAAAGAUGGCAGUUUGGAAAGAGUGAAAGCUGGUUCCAAUACAGAACCUCUGGAGGAAAUAGAUGGGAACGUCAGACCUGUGAACGCCUCAAGUGCUGUUACGAUGACGGCCAGCAGCCCGAAGAUUGCAUUGAAGGGUAUUGCGCAGCGGACCUUUAGCCGAGCACUCACAGCAAAGAAAGGCUCAACUAAGGCAGUAGAGAAAGAAAAGGAAAAAGAGAAAGAACGAGCUAAAGUGAAAGACAGAAAUGGGAAAGAGGGGUUGAAGCAUGUCCCUGUCUCUGAAAAAGUAGAGCCCAAAGAGGAAGUUAAGGAGGAAGUUGUUGCCUCAAGUGGCAUUACUUCUUCCGAGGCAGAGCCCAGGAAAACCUCUAAAAUCGCAAGCUUUCUACCCAAAGGCGGAAAAGUGGGUGGUACUAAGAAAGAUGGCUCUGCCCCUGUGCAAAGCGGUAUCCCAAAACCAGGAAGUAAAAGCACGGGAAAUGGAGCAGUAAAAAGCUCAGCGUUGCCCCUUGGUGGUAAAGACAAUGAGAGGCCACACAGUAUGCGUCUGGGAGGGGGUCUGGGACUUCACAGGGACAGCCGACAUUCCUCAUCCUCUUCUAGCCUUGCUUCCACUGAGGGCAAAGCACAUCAGAUACACAGUGCAGCCCCAGUGGCCAAUGGAAGCAGUACACAAUCGACAGCCAGCAACACAGUCAGUGUGCAGCUCCCUCAACCCCAGCAGCAAUACAGCCAUCCUAAUACAGCCACCGUAGCACCUUUCAUGUACAGGUCUCAGAGUGAGGCAGAUGGAAACGUUAGCACAAUCCCAAGCUCUGGAUGUCGUGGUAGUGACUCUAUUAGCUUUAGUAAGAUCAGCCAGACUUCUACUGAGGACCUGUCGGGUGAAGAUCCUGAGACCAGACGGCUAAGGACUGUCAAAAACAUUGCCGACCUACGGCAGAAUCUGGAAGAGACCAUGUCUAGUUUGCGGGGGACUCAAAUCACGCACAGCACACUGGAGACAACUUUUGACAGCAGUGUGACUACUGAAAUGAGCAGUCGUAGCAUCCUCAGCAUUGCAUCUCGGUCUGCAUCAUUGUCCUGGGCGAGUCGCAUAGGCCAGUCUAGUCCCCGUCUACAAGCGGGAGAUGCGCCCUCGGUGGGUAACGGGUACCAGUCCCGGAGCGGUGGGGUGACAUCCAACCAGGGCCGGUAUCUGUACCAGGCUCCUCUUAGGAAGCAGCUGGCAGCACGUGGCGGUGCCCUCUGUGGCCUGGAGCUGGGAGAUAGAGUGGAGGAUCUGGAGCUUGCAGGAAUGGGUCUGGAAAUGAGCGGCUACAUGAGUGAAGGAGAUGUGCUGGCAAAGAACGCCCGGGCUGAUGAGCUGACCAGCGGGUACAUGACGGAUGGUGGUUUAAGUCUGUAUACUCGACGGUUAAACCGUUUGCCGGAUGGCAUGGCAAUGGUACGGGAAACUCUACAGCGCAAUGCCACAGGACAGGGAGACGCAGACAGUUGGGAUGACAGUAGUUCAGUCAGCAGUGGAAUCAGUGAUGCCAUUGAUACUGACGACAUCAACACUAGCUCAUCCAUCAGUUCUUACGCCAACACCCCCGCUGCGUCCCGUAAGUCCAUGAACGGGCAGCCUCAGACAGAUGCCGAGAAGCACUCAGCAGCAGAACACAACCCUGCCUGGUCCAGUGAUGAGGUCAAAAAGUCAGAUGGGGGCUUGGACUGUGGGGUUAAAAUGGAAGCAGGUCUAAAGUGGCGGAGGAACCCUUCAGAUGUAUCGGAGGAAUCAGAUAAGAGCAGCUCUGAUAGGAAAACUGCACCCAUCAGCCAGACUGGCUCCUGGAGGAGGGGCAUGAAUGCGCAGGUGGGCGUAACCGUACCGCGAACGAAAAGCACAGCUGUGACCACAGGAACCGCCAUGAUUAAGACACAAGGGACUGUAGGUAAAACAGAUGAUGCAAAGGUCUCAGAAAAAGGCCGUAUGUCUCCAUGUUCCAACGUCGUCCAGCAUUCCUCCUCCGAUGCCGGUCGUAGCAGCGGAGAAGAAGCCAAGAAAACACCCGCAGGAAGAGUCACUACCAGCACGUUUGGUUUCAAGAAGCCCAAUGGAGUCCAUGGGCCUGCUUCUCUAGUAGCAACCUCCAGCAUCACACUGGUGACAGCGAGUGGGGCCAGCAUAACCAGCGGUUCUGCCACUUUGGGCAAGAUUCCCAAGUCCUCCACCCUGCUUGUGGGGGGGAGAGGGUCAUUAAAGGGGGCAGUGGAUGGUUUGUUGCACCCUCAGGAGGAUGGCUACCUGUCCCCCAGUUCUCGCUCCACACUGCAGUAUCGCAGUCUACCUCGUCCCUCCCGCUCCGGAGCUGCAGCCCGUAAUGGAAAUCGAUCAUCUACGAGCAGUAUCGAGUCAAGCCUGAGUGCUCGAACGCCCACCCUCACUGCCGUCACUGCUAAUAAGCCACGAGACUCAGCACCUAAAACCAAUGGGCAUGCAGUCCAAGCCAAUCAGACGGACAAGGAGAAGGUUGUGGUCUCUGAAGUGGACAACCUGAGAACCAGUCCAAUUGUUUCAGGUGGAGGGGCGGCAACUAUUCCACAGACAGCGAGACAGGGAAGCAAGUAUGCAGAUGUGUCGUCGCCAACAUUGCGAAGACUUUUUGGAGGCAAGGCUGCCAAGCAAGCUCCGGUCACCACCGCAGAGAGCAUGAAAAACUCAGUCAUCAUCUCCAACCCCCACGCUACCCUGGGUCACACCCAGUCCUCUGCCGGGCCCUUGGACUCCCCCUCCAUGGUUCCAGGCAGUGGCGCCAGCAGUCCCCAGUACGGGGGUCGUGGAGCCAGCAUAGGGGGCAGCGAACAAGCUUCAAGCCCCGGUUCAGUGUACUCUACGGGCACUGGGACCUGGGGGACUACCAUCAGCAGCUCUUCGGCCCUCGGAUACCCCUCUGUCAGCAGCAUGCACACCAGCAGUGACUCCAUUGAUAUGUCGGUAGGCAGCGGGCAUCACCGCGAUGAUGCCCACCCACCACUGAUGAGAACGGGGAGUGCAAAGAUGGGCAUGUCAGAGAGUCCCCUCUCCUCUCCCUCUGCGAGUCCUAAAUUCAGCCAUAACACAUUGCCACGGAAGCAAGACAGCGAUUCCAGCAGCAAUAGAAACACUCUGCCCAAGAGAGGACUCGAGUACAGGUACGUCCCCUCAUCUCAGCUCCGUCAGGAGGAGGCACGUGAUUGGCUGCGCUCACAUUCGGCAGGUGGAUUGCAGGAUUCGGCCAGUAACUCUCCCUUCUCCACUGGUUCCAGUCUGACGUCACCCUCUGGGACACGUUUUAACUUCACUCAACUUGGCAGCCCCACCACAGGUGCUCAGAUUAACCUUGCCAGUCUGCGCAACAACAGCCUGACCAAUCAGGACAAUCCGCUGGAACCCCAUAGUGACUCCCGCUUGCGCAACUCCUGCAUGUCACUGGACGAAAAGACCCGGACCAUGAGCCGGUCGGGAUCCUUCAGGGAUGGGUUUGAGGAAGUUCAUGGAUCAUCCCUGUCAUUGGUGUCCAGCACCUCUUCCGUCUAUUCAAUGACGGAGGAGAAAUCACAUUCAGAGAUCCGCAAACUACGCCGAGAGCUGGAUGCCUCCCAGGAAAAGGUGUCCGCCCUGACAACCCAACUGAGUGCCAAUGCUCACCUGGUGGCAGCGUUUGAACAGAGUCUGGGCAACAUGACCAUUCGCCUCAAAAGUCUCACCAUGACAGCAGAGCAGAAGGACUCUGAGCUGAAUGAGUUGAAGAAAACCAUUGAGCUGCUAAAAAAGCAAAAUGCUGUGGCUCAAGCAGCCAUCAACGGAGUCAUCAACUCUCCUGAACUCACCUGCAAGAGUGAACGCACAGCAGGUAAUAACGGUUCUGCUCCCGGAGUGCAACCGGACCUGCGCAUUCGCAGACAGCACUCAUCUGACAGCGUCUCCAGCAUCACCAGUGCCACCAGCCACUCCAGUCUGGGCUCCAACAUGGACAACCCUGACUCCAGCAGCAAGAAGAAGAAGAAGAACUGGUUGCGGAGCUCCUUCAAGCAGGCCUUUAGUAAGAAGAAAUCACCCAAGUCUGCCUCAUCCCACUCAGACAUUGAAGAGAUGACAGAUUCUUCUCUCCCUUCUUCCCCCAAACUCCCUCACAACAGCACCAGCACCUCAGCAAUGCUGCUCCGAAACACACACUCCAGCUCUCUUCUGUCAGACUGUCUGGAUGGGGAGGCGGAGACUGUGAUGCAGCUGCGCAGUGAGCUUCGAGAGAAGGAGAUGAAGUUAACGGACAUUCGAUUGGAAGCCUUAAGCUCCGCCCACCAGCUGGACCAGCUACGGGAGGCCAUGAACCGUAUGCAGGUGGAGAUUGAGAAACUGAAGACAGAAAAUGAUCGUCUUAAGUUGGAAAGUCAAGCCAGUGGGAGCCUGGCAUCCUCUCAAGUGUCUGUCUAUAAUGCUACAUCGACCCCAACACCUGGCCUCUCUCAACACAGUCUAAUCCUCAAAGAAUCCACCAGCUUUGACAUGUUGCUGGAUGACUCCAGUGGAGACGGAAGCUCUCGUAAAGAGAGCAGACAUGUGAAAAUAGUUGUCAGUCUUCAAGAAGAUGUCACAUGGAAAGAGGACUGCAGACCUCGAGACUUUCUGAUUGGCUGCAUUGGUGUCAGUGGAAAAACCAAAUGGGAUGUUCUUGAUGGUGUAGUACGGCGCUUGUUCAAGGAGUAUGUCAGGCAUGUUGAUCCGGUCAGUCAGCUCGGACUAGUAACAGACAGUGUGGAUGGAUAUCGUAUUGGAGAUGUGGUCCGAUCUAGUGAAGCAGACACACCUGAACUCCUGCCCUGUGGAUACCUCGUGGGAGAGAAUGACACCAUUAGUAUCUUCCUAAAAGGUGUAAACUCUCAGUCGCAGGAUUCUCUGGUCUUUGAGACGUUGAUCCCUAAACCCAUGCUCCAGCGCUACGUGUCUUUGCUCCAGGAGCAUCGCAGGAUAAUCCUGUCAGGCCCCAGUGGCACUGGAAAAACAUACCUCGCCCACAGACUAGCAGAGCAUCUGGCACUUCGAGAGGGCAAAUUGCCCAAUGAGAGCAACAUUGUCACCUUCAAUGUUGAUCAUAAAUCCAGUAAGGAGUUGCAUCAGUACUUAUCAAGCAUUGUGGAACAGUGUAGCGCUGAUGGGCAGGAGACUGAAGCCCCUCUAGUGCUCAUUCUGGACAACCUGCACCAUGUCAGCUCACUGGGAGAGAUCUUCAGUGGCCUGCUCAACUGCAAAUACCAGUGCUGCCCGUAUAUUAUUGGCACGAUGAGCCAGGCGACGUCCUCUGCUCCAAACCUGCAGCUCCAUCAUAACUUCAGGUGGGUGUUGUGUGCUAAUCACAUGGAGCCGGUGAAAGGUUUCCUGGGCCGGUUCCUAAGGAGGAAGCUGAUCGAGACAGAGAUCGGCAGCCGAACGAGGAACGCAGAGCUGGUGAAGAUCAUAGACUGGAUCCCUCAAGUCUGGCACCACCUGAACCGCUUUCUGGAGGCCCACAGCUCCUCUGAUGUGACCAUUGGUCCACGUCUGUUUUUGUCUUGUCCGAUGGAUGUGGAUGGGUCACGUGUGUGGUUCACAGACCUGUGGAACUAUUCCAUCAUUCCCUACAUGCUGGAAGCUGUAAGAGAGGGACUGCAGCUGUACGGGCGCAGAGCAGCAUGGGAGGAUCCUGCACUGUGGGUGCUGGAGACGUUUCCAUGGGCGACCACUCAUCAACACCCUGAUUGGCCAGCAUUGUUGCAGCUCCGCCCAGAGGAUGUGGGCUUUGAUGGAUACUCUGCAUCCAGAGAGGGCGUCAACAAGCAGAGUACUCAGAGUGACAGUGAUGCUGACCCACUGAUGAACAUGCUGUUGCGACUGAAGGAGGCUGCCAGUUGCUCAAGUCCUCAGAGUUAUGAAAGCGACUCAAAUAGCAACAGUCACCAUGAUGACAUCCUAGACUCUUCACUGGAGUCCACACUAUGAUCCAGCCUGAUCUGUUAUGCCUUUAAAUUUCCUUCACUAAGGACACACUUUGAACAUUGAUGCCGACUGAGGCAGAAGAAUCAAGUCAUUACAUCACUUCUACAUCAAAACAGAAAGGGUGCUGGUAACCCUGAGAAUGAAAUGACACUUCAUUAAAAAAGAUAUAUAUAGAGAGAGAUAAAUAGAUAAAUAUAUGCACCAAAACUCAACAGUACAUCAAGCUGCCUCGUUUGAACUAUCGGUUUGAUUUUAGGAUUCUUACUACAUCAUUGAACAAAAACAGAAGAAAGUGCUUUGUCCCAAGGAUUUACAGUACCUCAAAUUGAAUCGUCAGAGAAACUUUCGCACACAAUGCAAUUCUACAAUGGAUGGCAUCAGUGUUUCCUCCCAUUGACUUUCCCUCUAGUGAUGGGCCUUCUUAUCAUGUCCGUACAACUUCACAAAACCAGCUUUAUCGCAUGCCAUCGUUUCAUAUCUUAUUAGAUUAAAAAUAUAGUUGAAAUGAGAUGGUGCUUCACUUUUAUCAUUUAAAACUAAUUUAUUGUGAUGAUUGGAAAUAAUACCUCUUAUACCACCUGGGAUGUGCUUUUGUUUGCUCUUGUGCAUAUGUUUUAUUUUAAACCACCAUGACCAUUUCUCUUUACCUUACCUGCUGAACCCUGACCUUAACUGCUGACACCGCAUGAUCCAGCUGAACUUCUACACUAAUGCAAGUGUUCUACUGUAGCACAAAACGUGUCUAUCUAUUUUUUACACUCAAUCGCUCUCUUUUUGGUGCUGAAUGGAAUCUGGUGCCUUAGUCCAUUUUGUACUCCAAGGCACUCAUUUUUAUACGUUGGGAAAAUACUGAUUUAAAUACAUUUUGUAAUUAAACUACAGGGCUCUAUGCUACUUUUUGAGUUUGCCUAUAAUAAACAGCCUCAUAGUCAUCAUGUCACGCCACACAUUUGUUAAAGUACAAUAAUGUGACAAGAAGAAGUGAAAUAAGAUGCAGGGUGACUGUAACCUCCAAAAGUUUUAAUUUGUAUUUGUUUUUCUGUUCAGCACAGUGAAAAAUUACAACAGCGACUCACUGUUGUGUCCGGAAGCAUUUAAAGGGUUAGAUAACAAUUUAACUAAUUUGCUGUUGUCAUUUGAAAACGUUUAAACGUUAUAAACUCAGAAAAAAAAACAACAAAAAAAGCGUUGUUGCUUUUAUAUAACUGAAAUAUGUUUUGUCUCCAUCGGGUAGACUGUAAGGCUUUGCUUGGUGCUUAAAUGUUUUCUCAACACAUCUUGGCAAAAGCACAGUAUGAUGCAGAAGAAUUUGUUCAUAAUUUGGUGUUUAUGAGUAUACCUCAUUGACCAUUUUGGCCUUUAUCAUGUACAUAUCUUAGGUUCAAUGUGAAAGAGUAACAAAUGCCUAUAUAGACAUUGGAUAAAACUAUACUGUAUUUGCUGCUUGAUAUUGCAAGGACGUUUCUGGAUGAUGUGUAAAUAAACAUUUUCUUUGAUUCUCCAUAAAAGAAAAGUAUUUGGAUGGAUAGUGAGUUUCCUUGCAUGGGAAAACAUUACAUAUUGGGCUAUUCAGUGUUUUCACCUUAUUUAUAACAUAAAUUGAUUUUUAGAUGUUUGUUGUAUGGCGCUACAGGGUUUGUUUUACAACACUGGUUCCAUUUCACUCCAGUGUACAAUUCCUGUUAGUCACUGAUGCUAUGCAACAUUAGAUUUUAACAGAAGCCAAAUAUUGUAGCUCUGUAAUCAGCACUGCCAAUAUAUUGUGUGUACACUGUGUAUAUCAUUUGUGAAUAAUUUUAGGAUAUGUGCCUAAUAUUUCUUUGACAGUUAUGAUGAUGAUGAUGAAAGUCAUUGUAAGCACAAAGGUUUUAUGUGUUGAUUGUUGUAAAAACUGAACGGGGAGGGAUAUAACUGAAUGGAAUUUAUGUCAUUGAAUGUGUACUUUGCUGGAACAUUGUUUCUUGAUGUAAUAUAUCAGUGUAAAUAUUUGACUACCCUGCUUGCUGCAUUUUGAUGAAUAAUCUUUUUUUUUUUUUCUAGCCAUUUAUAACGGUGCUUGGAAAUAUGGACUAUUUUGUGUACAGUGUCUUUUUCAUCUUAACAGUUGUUUAGUUUCCCAAGGAUGGUUCUUGAAAAGCAGAUGACCCACAAAGAUGUGCUUGACAAGUUACCAGUUUUAAAUUAUUUGUAAUUCAAUAAACCUAAUAAUUAUUUA
Messenger RNA from Myxocyprinus asiaticus (Chinese sucker), 9327 nucleotides. Its product is annotated as neuron navigator 2-like. Gene Ontology annotation, molecular function: protein binding; ATP hydrolysis activity. The transcript is spliced from 39 exons. The record is from RefSeq and is a predicted model, not a curated record. Gene Ontology annotation, biological process: neurogenesis; nervous system development. Lineage: Eukaryota; Metazoa; Chordata; Actinopteri; Cypriniformes; Catostomidae. Bases 24 to 7115 code for a protein of 2363 amino acids.